CAACUCCUACACCACCCAGUCACAUCCGAGAUAGGAUGAUAGCAUUGAAUACCAUUACUUGCCGACCACUAUAACAUAUAUCAUUCCUUCUAUCGACCAUGGGCUCAAUCAAGGAGAAUGAGAAUAAAUUUCCCAAACAGGAUGAAAUUCGAGUUUUAGUUACUGGUUUUGCUGUGGGUUAUUUUGAUAUUUAUUGAACCCCAUUUUACCCCUCAUUUGUGGAAUUGCUCGAACGAUAUGAUAUAUCGCUAUCAAGCUACUCAUUGCAUAGGAGGUUUUGAAUGCUGACCUUGACAUAAAUUACAGCCUUUUCGUUCGCAAUAUCCGGUAAAUCCCUCAUGGGAGAUCGUAUCCCGUCUUCCAUCAUAUGUCCCUACGAAUGCUCAAGACGAGGGGCACCAUCCACAUGCGAAGCCACCCAUACAAAAGGAACCGCGUCGCAUUCGAAUUGAUAAUUAUGAGGCACCGGUUCAUGUAGGAUACAAGGCUGUGCGGGAACUCAUGCCUAUACUCCUCGAUGAAAAUCCGAAUGGAUUUGGGCCUGAUUAUAUAUUACAUGUUGGGAUGGCAUCCGGUCGACCCUUUUACAGUUGUGAGAGACGUGGUCAUCGAACUGGAUAUUCCAUGCGAGAUGUGGAUGGGAAAAUAUUGAAUGAUGAGUUCGACAGAAUUAAGGAGGGGGACAAAUGGAUAUGGCAUGACUGUCCCGAAGAACUUUUGACAAGUCUGCCAUUCGAUAAAAUGUUUCGCCAAUGGAAGGAGGCUUGCCCUGUUCGUAUUGACCUUCCUAUUCAUUGUCUGACAUCACUGCUAUAUUGGUCCCUAGUUCUCUCCCUUCAUUACUAAAUAUAGCCAUAUAGGAAGUCGAUAUACGCAUAUCCGAAGAUGCUGGUAAUUACCUCUGCGAUUUUAUAUACUAUACCUCACUCGCACAUCGCUACAAGCAACAUCGGCCUAACAAAGCGAUGUUUCUGCACGUACCGCUUGCUUCGGACGAUGAAUCCAUACAAAAAGGUGUCGACAUUACAAUUGAGCUGAUUCGGGCAAUGGUUGAAUGUGAUUUGAAAGCAACGGACACUGUCGGGGACAGUAGUGAUUCCGUAGAAGAAAAGGAGGGCUUGUGAAUAUUCCAAAUUGUGAUCGUGAAAUUGUCUAUAUAUAUAUAUAUAUUUUCGCUACGGAAAAUUGGACUACAUAACAGGUAUGAUAGGUAUGAUAGGCAUGAGGGGCAUGAGGGGCAUAACAGCAUUGGCAGCAUUAACAACAUAGCAGCACUUGGAGAGUAACAACAUUGGCGGCUUAAUGGCAUGGCAUCAUAACAGCAUUACGGCCUCAGAGGAGUAAUAAUUAUUCAUGAAAAAAUCCGAAAGUCAAAGGAAUAAAAUGGAAAGAGUCAUGAGUGAAUGAUUUUGAAUCAGGAGGAAAAGUGCUCAUUUAAAUGCGAUUGACAAACUAUCGAGCAGAGCAUGCAUCAGCUCUCAUGGUACAUUACGUGGGGAAUGUCGUUCGCGAUAUAGAAUCAAACAAGGGGGGUGUACAUCUGCCGGCACUGGUAUCAUUUCACCUAUCAUUUUC
Sclerotinia trifoliorum is the source of this 1575-nucleotide messenger RNA. The record is from the annotation of a GenBank genome assembly. Lineage: Eukaryota; Fungi; Ascomycota; Leotiomycetes; Helotiales; Sclerotiniaceae.